Bursaphelenchus xylophilus (pine wood nematode) is the source of this 1176-nucleotide messenger RNA. Lineage: Eukaryota; Metazoa; Nematoda; Chromadorea; Rhabditida; Aphelenchoididae. The record is from the annotation of a GenBank genome assembly.
AUGGCUGAAUAUUGGGAGUCAAACAUCAAAAAAGGAACCGAUGAGGACUACAAAAAGUACCUGAAGGAGGUCAGUGAUCUUUCUGGACACUUGAUUUUGACUUUUUUACUUUGAGUUUUAACAUUAUGUUAUCCUUCAGGGAAGAAGCAAAAUGCAUUUCGUCAAUUUAGUGGCCAACUUUGAAGCUGUAAGUGCGUUUACUUUUUCUAUUCAGCUUGUUGGUGUUUUGUUAAUGAUUCGCCUGAUUUUUCUUUGUGGGAAUUUUAGAAGAAAAUUUUAAAAAUUGGACGUCUUUGAUGACUAAAACAAUAUGAAUAGUGAUCAGAGAACGAUGAUCCGAUUUCGGUCAGAUUUUGCAGAUACGUUCUAUCGGGAUCUAGUAUCAAUUGUUGAAAAUAUGAGAUUGUUGCAUGCAACGACAGCUGAGAUAUUCAACUAUAUGUUUAGACGAGAGAGCAUGCGGAAUGAGGAGAGACGGUCAGAGAAAAAGUUGUUUUUCAGCGAUAUCUCCGCGCAUUUCGUUCGGAAAAACAUGAUUUUUUGACGAAAUUGUAUACUAAACAUACCGAAGGGACGGUCAAAAUUUCAAAUUGAAAGUUGCAAAAAAAUCGUCAUCUUUUUUUUCGUUUUGAUCUAACUAUGAAGUAAAAAAUAUUAUAUAAAUCCUACUGUUCCAGGUGCGAGCGCAAGCCACGCUCCUCCGUGACGAACAAAAACACAUGGAUAUGGCGUUAAUCUCGCUCCCUCUGAUCGACGAACGCAUCAAACGGGCCAUGCAGUACGACGAAGAAUACCGUCUGAUCCUGAAGGAACUCCGAAAACAGCGAAGAAAAAACUUGGCUUUGAUGAAGGAGCUUUUUGAGACUUGCUCCAACCACAAAUACGAGUGUCCGGAGUGUGGUGAGGAGGAGACAGUUAGUCCCGAGGAAAUCAAAGCCGCGCUCGAACAAUUUGUGAAACUGAAGACAAAAGAGGCCAGAGAAAGAAGCGAGCGGACUGAGCUGGCCAAUGUGCCCAAGAAUUGGAUGUAAGUUGCAUUAUUGGUUAUUACAUGAAAUAAUUCGCACUAAAAUCGAAAGUUUUUAUAUUACAUUAGGUAUAAGCUUAAAUUUCAGUGAUCAUGUGGACAGAUUGAUCUCCCGGCACCUCCAAGAACGAUGCGAAAUCGGUCCUUGA